Messenger RNA from Marchantia polymorpha subsp. ruderalis, 3336 nucleotides. The record is from the annotation of a GenBank genome assembly. NCBI's taxonomy places the organism in Eukaryota, Viridiplantae, Streptophyta, Marchantiopsida, Marchantiales, Marchantiaceae.
GGAGAUUGUCACAAUCCUCGCAAUUCAUAUCGUAGGACUCGUACGAGUUCUCCCGGUGAUCUUCCAACUCUCCAAGCUUUUGGGUACGUGAGUUGUGGGCUGUAUUCGAAUCACUAACUGGAGUCUGCUGCUCUGAUUUGGGUCUGAGCAGUUUUGACUGUUUUCUAUUCUUCCUUAUGUAUCGUGUGUGAGACAGUAAGUAAAUUAGGUCGAUGCUUCAUGUGGAAGUUUGCCGCCGGGCGGAUCCAUAUGCGGCCAUGGCUCGAGGGGUCUAAAAAAUGAGAAUCGCCUGCUGUUUCCUUCGCGGUUGACUUCGGACGCAGGUCAGACUAGUUGAUUGUCUGCGCAUCUGCAGGUACCUCUAGCUAGCGUCUGUAAAAUCUCUUUUCCAUGUUUCACAAAGAUGGAGUAGAUUAGGGGCACGAGGUUUACAUUUAGCGCCACGAUGCGUUCAGAUCUGAAUGGUACAGACUCUGAGGCCCAAUCUUAGAGCUUCGAAUACGGUGAUGGCCUCAGCUGUGGAACAGAGUCUUGUUUCUGUCGAGCGCCAGAGAAGGCUGCCAAAAGGAAAGGCGACUCGACUUUGACGCAUGUCGUCGAGUCGUCUGAUAUCAACAGGACCAAGACGUCGCUGCUUGCCGAGUACCCUCGCCUUACCCACGGUCUUAUCGAGGAUUUCACGCCUGCGUGUCGCUCGACGAGGUGGAGUGAGUGUUUCUGAGACCUGUGUUGUUUUGACCCUGGGACAAAUCUGGAUGUUCAUUUCAAGAAUUCUGUCCUAUAGAAGCAAAUUUCAGACAGAAUGGGACACGAAAUUGAGGCUUCAGAGGAAAGCUCCACACAUCGAGCUCCGUCGAUCGAGGGAUCGCAGCCGGAGCGACGAAGCUUGGACAACGGUGACCGACAGCUUCAGAAUAGUGCAGGUGCGAAUGAGACCACCGUCGGAGGCUUCACUCCACUGCAUCACGCAGCAGCCAUGGGGCAGAAAGAUGUAGUGGAUGCAAUUCUUCUAGAGGGUAAUCGGCCAAAUCCGAAGGUCGAAGCGGCCACAUCCGAAGGCUUCACGGCCUUGCAUUUCGCCGCUUAUGGAGGCCAUGAAACCAUCGUCACAUCCUUGCUUCACUGGUACGGAAAAAAUCCUACUGCUGAUGUUAAUGCCCGCGAUAAAUUGCUGUGCAGAACAGCUUUGCACUAUGCAGUAGGAGGAGGGCACCAGAGGGUCGUCAAGGAACUGAUUAAAUUUCCUGGUAUCGACAUUUGCCCAGAAGACUCUGUUCAGAACCUCACUCCUUUGCUCAUGGAGGUAAUGAAGCCCAGGAGAAUUUGUAGUUUGGUCUUGGUCAGGACAUUAAUUGAUGCUCGGCCUGAUCAAAUCAACCGCGCAGUUGGUCCUGAAGCAAGGCUCAUCGACGAUCUGCCCUGGCCGAUUUCAUUGUUCCCGAGCGACGAUGUUUUACAGACAGUCUCCGGCGUUCGUCCGAAGAAACAGUCUGAGACUUCCGAGAAGGAGAAUCGGAAGGAGAAUCGGAAUAAGUACCGGGAUAUAGAGACAGAGAGGAGAACAACGGACGGAAGCUUAUUACAGGGAAUGUGGGAAAGAAUGGGCACCGCGGACAGGCAGAGGUUGGAUGCAAAGUCAAUGAUACGGGAGGACGUUGACCGCUACCUGAAGUACGAAUGCUCGAUGGCAGGGCACACGAUUUUCCACCUGGCUGCCACACAAGACAACGCAGAGGUCCUCUCGCACCUCCUCUCCAACUGCCCGAGCGCAAAUGUGAACAUCCUCACAGCCGAUGGCAGCGGAAUGACCCCUCUGCACUGCGCCAUCAGAGCGGAAUCCACGGAGACAUUCGACGUCCUGAUGUCUGACCGAGAAGUGGAAGUGAAUGCCGUCCUGAAAUCGACAGUCGGUCUAGCGCGGCCGCCAUGGACGGAUCUGACAUUGCACACCUGGUGGACCCGGAAGAAAUCCGAACGGUUCCGAUUCUACGAGGCGACCUGCGUCUCCGACACCCCUCUGCACCUCGCAAUUCGCUGCUGCAGCUCCUGGACGCUGCGAAGAAUGGUCAUGAAGUUCUGCAACCAUCCCCGGUUCCAGCCCAGCAACUACAACGAGUCCGGCGUCCUCCCGCUGGAUCUGGCCUGGCUCCGAUCCUCGUGCAGCUUGCAAUUCGGCAACAGCUCGCUCCGCCUGCACUCGGUGCUCGACAUGCUCGAGCGCCAGCCAGGGAACGAGCCGCUGAUGAACGAGGUCAACAGCAUGAAGACGGGGGCACAGAACGCCGUCAACGCCGUGCUGGUGGCGGCCACGCUGCUCGGAGGAGUAACAUUCAGCGCUCUGCUGCAACCGCCGUUCGGUACCGCAUACGGGUACUAUGCGCGGGCCGUGCGCUUCUUCUGGGCCUACAAUUGCAUGUCCUUCUACUUCUCCAUGUACACGAUCCUGUGCUGCCUGGGCACGACCAUCUCCACGCAGCAGCACACGCAGCGCAUCACGGGCGGCACCAUCAACACCACGUCCACGAGUCUGCGCGUCUUCUUCGCCCACGAGCAGGCCCAGCUCGUCGUCCCCCUCAUCUUCUGUGUCGUGUCCGGAGUGGGAGCCUUCGUCGGGGCGGGCUAUGCCAACCUGCCUCCCGACACGCGGACCCUCAUGACGGUCUGCACGAUUUUGGGUCUUCUUCUCGUUCUCGUCCAGGCCGCUCGCCGUAUCUUCUCCACGUUCAAGCUGUACCUCGAUGUCAAAGUGGGGGUCAAGACGCGGUUCGAUCAUCUGUGGUAUCUGGCACACGGGGUGUUGGUCUCGAGUCCUCGGCAACUCCUUUGUUUGCCGUUCAGAUUCCGAAGGACUAGCUAUGAGAUUCCUCUAGAUCAGAACGAUUUUUCCAGGCAGAGGAAGUUGGCUAUUCUGGCUAUCCACGUGUAUGCUAUUGUGGCCAUGACCAUCUACUCACUUGUUUCGUGACGAAGACUCGCCAGUUCUGGUUCACUCCUCAACUUCGUCAAUAUCUGUGUUGCAGCAGGAAUCGAAUUCCGAAUGCAUGUGCAAAAGCUUGUGUCCCAAGUUUGUGCGGUCGAUCAGGUCGGAGGUUGUAUUGUAGCUGGUAAUCUACACAUCGUAUGGUUGCCUUGGUUUUGUUUAGGUUCGGCGAAGAAUUCUCUGCGUCACCACUGGUUUUCCUGGUAACUUGGCUUCAGCACCCACAUUGAAUACGGUUUUAUCAUCAGGUGCAAAUGACCUCUAUGACAAAGGGACUAUCUUUUUGGACUGCUUUUUGACGGGCAUUGAGUAUUUCUGGAAACUGUCCUUGAAAGGGAGGGGAUUGUUUCCCCUAA